UAUAAAUAGGACAUUAGGAACAGUUUUCUGGACAAAGGUUUACUAUUUGAAGACUUGUUUUAGAUCAUUAUCUAUUAUCUAUAUAUAUUAUCUAUAUAUCUAUUAUUGUUUUGUACCAAUAUGACAACACUCCUCCUCUCUUUGAGUUAACAGGAAACACUCUCCCUCCAACCCUCCUCCCCCCUACCCCUCCCGGAGUCCCCGGGUCGUACCUCUCCUGGUAACACCUUACUGCUGGGUCUGAAGAGGUUGUCUGUGCGGUUGGUCGACUGCAGGAAAACACCGGCGCUAAGGGACAGUCCUAUCUGUCACUCUCUCGGUAGAAGGGGCUUGUCAUCUGGGCAGGCAAAACAUCAUGAUGCUGUCGAGGCAGAGAAAAGUGUCUCAAGAUCAGAACACCUCAAGAAACAACAGCUGAGACCCAUGAGGAAGAAACCUCACUGCUGCUCUGACUGUGGGAAGAGUUACACCUCUAAAGUAAACCUUAGAGGACACCAGAGAAUUCAUACUGGAGAGAAACCUCACUGCUGCGCCCAGUGUGGAGCUAGCCUCUCCUCUGCCAGUGCACUGGAAGGACACAUGCGGAUUCACACUGGAGAAAAACCAUACCAGUGCUCAGAAUGUGGGCAGAGUUUCACAGAAGCCUCAGCACUGUCUGAACACAAACGAAUACACACAGGAGAGAAGCCUCAUCACUGUGAGCUGUGCGGGGGAAGCUAUUCCUCUUCUAAAUUACUCAGACUACACCAGAGGAUUCACACAGGGGAGAAACCUUACCAAUGCACUGACUGUGGGAAAAACUUCAGAUUUAUAUCUUCUUUAAGAUGUCACCAGCUAAGACAUACUGGAGAGAAGCCCCACCAAUGUACUGAGUGUGGGAAGAGGUUUGCUGUUAAGACUGGACUCUUGCGACAUAAGAAAGUGCACACUGGAGAGAAAGGCUACCAAUGUCCACAGUGUGGCAAGAAGCUAGGAUCAUCUAAUUCUCUAGAGCAGCAUAAGCGAACACACACUGGACAGAAACCCUUCCACUGUUUCCACUGUAAGUUGAGCUUUGCCACUAAUUCAGCCCUGUGCACACACCAGAGAAUUCAUACAGGUGAGAAACCACACAGCUGCAAUGUUUGCCAGAGGAGUUUUGGACGGUCGGAUCACCUGAAAAAUCAUAUGCAAAUUCACACGGGAGAAAAGCCAUACCACUGCUCUAAGUGCGAGCUGAGUUUCACUAACAACAGAUCUCUGAAAGAACAUGAGGUCAGACAUACAGAAGAUAAACCUCACUGCUGCUCCCAGUGCGGUGCUAGUCUCUCCUCUGCCAGGGCACUGGAAGGACACAUGCGGAUUCACACUGGAGAGAAACCGUAUGAGUGCUCUGAAUGUGGGCAGAAGUUUGCACACAGAGCCAAUCUUAGGACACACCGAAGAAUACACACAGGAGAGAAACCCUAUCACUGCUCUGACUGCAAGAAGAGCUUUUCCAGACUUGACUCUUUAAAUAAUCACAAGUUCACACAUUCAGAGAAGAAGAUGUACCAUUGCUCUCAGUGUGAGUCGAGCUGCACAACGCUAGGUGCAUUGAAGAAACACAAGCUUAUUCACACUGGAGAGAAGCCUUACCACUGCUCCCACUGUGACAAGAGCUUCCUUUGGCAACAGUCUCUCAAAGGACACGAGCGUCUUCACAAGGGAGAGAAACCAUAAUCUUGCUCAGACUGCGGGAACAACUUUGCCACAAUGGCAACCUUGCGAAUUCACCAGCGAAGACACACAGGAGAGAGGCCAUACCAAUGCC
Messenger RNA from Oncorhynchus nerka (sockeye salmon), 1792 nucleotides. Its product is annotated as zinc finger protein 135-like. The record is from RefSeq and is a predicted model, not a curated record. NCBI's taxonomy places the organism in Eukaryota, Metazoa, Chordata, Actinopteri, Salmoniformes, Salmonidae. The coding region runs from base 424 to 1701 and encodes 425 amino acids. The transcript has 2 exons.